AUGUGGAAUCUAAACGAUUCUCCUGAUUGGAGAAGAGACGAUAAAUCGGAAGAUUGUUCUUCGCCGGCUGACGGCGAUGACGACAAGGGUAAAGGGAUUGGAUCCGUGUCAAAUUCGAGCUCAUCAGCGGUGGUAAUUGAAGAUGGUUCAGAAGAAGAAGACGGAGAAAAAGUUAGAAAGAAGCGAAGCAGCAUGAUAUUUGGGUUCUCGAUGAACGAUACCUGCUCGUCGGAGACUGAACCGCCUGUGACCAGGCAGUUUUUUCCGGUGGAUGAGACAGAAAUGGGUAUAAUAUCGGGUACCAACGGUGACAGUGGUGGUGGGGAUACAAGUGUUUUUCCUAGAGCCCACUGGGUGGGGGUUAAAUUUUGCCAGUCGGAGCCUCUCGGCGGCGUUGUAGGUAAGUCUACGGAGGUUUCACAGCCACCAAAGAAGAGUCGCCGUGGCCCGAGGUCCAGAAGUUCACAAUACCGUGGUGUUACCUUUUACCGGAGGACCGGCCGGUGGGAGUCACAUAUAUGGGACUGUGGAAAGCAAGUAUAUCUGGGUGGAUUUGACACUGCCCAUGAGGCUGCACGUGCAUAUGAUAGAGCGGCCAUCAAGUUCCGAGGAGUGGAGGCAGACAUAAAUUUUAGUCUAGAUGACUAUGAUAAGGACCUGAAACAGAUGAGAAAUCUGACGAAGGAAGAGUUUGUUCAUGUACUUCGGAGACAAAGUACUGGGUUUCCUAGAGGAAGCUCCAAGUAUAGAGGAGUAACCUUGCACAAAUGUGGAAGAUGGGAAGCUAGAAUGGGCCAGUUCUUAGGCAAAAAGUAUGUGUAUUUGGGUCUCUUUGAUACUGAAAUUGAAGCUGCCAGGGUUUAUGAUAAAGCUGCUAUUAAGUGUAAUGGCAAGGGUGCAGUGACUAACUUUGAUCCCAGCAUUUACGAAAAUGAACUUAAUUCUGAAUGUUCAGGGAAUGAAGCAGCUGACCACAACCUCGAUUUGAGCUUGGGCAGUUCAACCUCAAAGCAAAGUACUCGAGAAUUGAGGGAUGAUAGUCACAGUGCAAUGGAUCAGGAUUUUGCAGCAAUGCAAUCUGAAGUUGAUUGGCGAAAUCGGGGAUUUAGGCCCCAGCACCAACUGAAUCAAAUAGGCAUUGAUGGCGGCAGAAGAGAGGGGUAUAGUGAGACAGAAACAUUGCAGUUUCUGAGCAAAACACACUUUCAAUCUCCAAGCUCACUAAAGGCUAAUGAAAUGCACAGAUAUGGACCAUUCAUGAAAUCCGGUGAACCCCAAAUGUCUCGAAUGUUUCCCCCAUUGCCCAGCUUAUCAAAUUAUCAAUUGAUCCAGUUUCCAAGCAGCAGCAACAAUGGAGGUAGAGUCGGAGUCAGUGGAGAAGAGCUUUCUCUUUCUACAAAGAAUCACCAGCAAUGGCAAUCCAAUCCUCCUCAGUUAUUUGCAACUGCUGCAGCAUCAUCAGGAUUCCAACAGCAGAGUGUAAGACCUCAAAAUUGGCUAUUGAGACCUUCCUGACCCUUAUUAUUAUUAUUAUUAUUAUCAAAUCAAAAAUCCUCCAACUUGUGAUCAAUAUACUACAAUGUUUUUGAGUUUCUUCUUUCUGCCUAGUAUAUAACUAGGGUUCUUAAAUAGAACCAGGAAAGAAGAGAAAAAAAAUGGCUCCAUCUCUUUGGGAAAUGUUGGUCAUUUGGUCAAACAAACAAAGGGUCGAAAUCUCAAAUAGAUGUAUUUUUGGAUUUUGA
Ilex paraguariensis (yerba mate) is the source of this 1742-nucleotide messenger RNA. NCBI's taxonomy places the organism in Eukaryota, Viridiplantae, Streptophyta, Magnoliopsida, Aquifoliales, Aquifoliaceae. The record is from the annotation of a GenBank genome assembly.